Corvus hawaiiensis (hawaiian crow) is the source of this 711-nucleotide messenger RNA. It is a transcript of the gene RPL24, whose product is annotated as ribosomal protein L24. Lineage: Eukaryota; Metazoa; Chordata; Aves; Passeriformes; Corvidae. Gene Ontology annotation, biological process: cytoplasmic translation. Gene Ontology annotation, molecular function: structural constituent of ribosome; mRNA binding. Bases 191 to 664 code for a protein of 157 amino acids. The record is from RefSeq and is a predicted model, not a curated record. The transcript has 6 exons. Gene Ontology annotation, cellular component: cytosolic large ribosomal subunit.
CGUCCGGGGCUACGCCGGGGGAGCCCGGCCGGGUGAACGCUCCGCGAAGCCCCCGCGGUGCAGCCGGGGCGGGGCGGUGCUGCCCGGCCCUGCCCUUCCCGCUCCGCUCCCGUCGGGCCUCGCGCGCCGCUCCCGACACCGCCUCCCGGCGUCCCCUCCGCCUCUCCGGCCCCUCGCAGCCGCCGCCAUCAUGAAGGUCGAGCUGUGCAGCUUCAGCGGGUACAAGAUCUACCCGGGCCAUGGCCGCCGCUACGCCCGCACUGACGGGAAGGUUUUUCAGUUCUUGAAUGCAAAAUGUGAGUCUGCAUUCCUUUCCAAGAGAAACCCCCGUCAGAUCAACUGGACUGUUCUGUACAGGCGUAAGCACAAGAAAGGACAGUCAGAAGAGGUGCAAAAGAAGCGCACGCGCCGUGCAGUGAAGUUUCAGAGAGCCAUCACUGGUGCCUCUCUAGCUGAGAUUAUGGCCAAGCGAAACCAGAAGCCCGAAGUACGAAAGGCGCAGAGGGAACAAGCUAUUAGGGCUGCAAAGGAAGCCAAGAAGGCUAAGCAGGCAACCAAGAAAACAGCUGUUUCUGCUGCAAAGGCCCCUACAAAGGCAGCACCUAAGCAGAAGAUUGUGAAACCAGUCAAGGUUUCUGCUCCCCGUGUUGGUGGAAAGCGCUAACUUGCCAAACUGUUGGUCAUGCUGAAUAAACAUCUGAUGGAAUUCCA